This is a messenger RNA of Lactuca saligna, 3225 nucleotides long. The record is from the annotation of a GenBank genome assembly. NCBI's taxonomy places the organism in Eukaryota, Viridiplantae, Streptophyta, Magnoliopsida, Asterales, Asteraceae.
AAAAGAAAAUUAACUCAAUGUUUUAUGGUCCAAAGAAUCUCUUUCAAUGAUGCCAAACACAGAAAAGGACAAUCACAUCUGAUUUUAUAUAUAUACAUACACAAAAGGACUCUCUCAAACCAACCUAAGUUUCUAGCAAUGGAAUUAAAGAUUUUCAUAACGUUCUUGUUGUUGUUGCUGUUAUUUUUAUUUUCCAUUUUUCUUCUUUUUCGAGGUAAGAAAUAUCAAGAUCGACUCCCACCCGGUUCUUUGGGACUACCCGUGAUAGGGCAAAGUUUAGACCUUUUGAAGGCACUGAAAGCCGAUAAGGUCGAUAAAUGGUUUCAAGAAGGAAUAACGAAACACGGGCCUAUUUGGAAAGCCAGUUUGUUUGGAUACCCGACAGUUGUUUUACAUGGUCCAACUGCAAAUAAGUUCAUCUACACUUGUGAUGCGAACAUACUCACCAACUCACAACCACCAUCAAUUAGUAGAAUCUUGGGUUCUAAAAAUUUAUUCGAGUUGGCCGGCCAUGAUCAUAAACGAGUCAGGGCAGCCAUUGGGUUGUUUCUAAAGCUAGAAGUGUUGAAACAAUAUGUUGUGAAAGUAGAUGAAGAAAUCCAACAUCAUCUUCAAAUGCAUUGGCAUGGUAACCAUGAGAUUCAGGUGCAACCGUUGAUAAAGACCUUGACCUUCAAUGUAAUUUGCUCACUUCUAUUUGGGAUCGAAAGAGGGCCUAGAAGAGACAAACUCCUACCACAUUUCCAAGACAUGAUCGAAGAUCUUAUACGUGAGAAAAGGGAAGCACUUGAGGAACAAAAACAACAAGCUAAUCCUCAUAAAGAUCUCAUCACUUCGUUGCUUAGUAUUCGUAGUGAUGAUGGCUCAACAACGAUGUCUGAUGAGGAGAUCAUUGACAACAUCAUCCUCGUGAUGAUUGCAGGAUAUGAUACAACCUCAAUCCUCCUUACAUUUUUGGUUAGACUUUUAGCUAACAACGAAUCUGUUUACUCAACUAUAGUUUGUGAGCAAGAAGAAAUUGCCAAGAGUAAAGCACCAGGGGAAGCUUUGACAUGGGAAGACCUUAGCAAGAUGAAAUACACAUGGAGAGUUGCAUCCGAGAUGCUGAGGAUAAACUCUCCAGUGAUUUUAAGCUUUCGGCGAGCUACACAAGAUAUCGAGUAUGGAGGAUUUAUAAUUCCUAAAGGAUGGCAAGUGGUGUUGUCUUCGUCAAUGACACACAUGAACAAUGACAUUUUUGAAAACCCAACCAUGUUUGAUCCAACACGUUUUGAGAAGCAUACACCACAACCACCACCUUUUAGUUUUGUGCCUUUUGGAGGAGGGCCAAGAAUGUGUCCUGGUAUUGAGCUUGCAAAAAUGGAAACUUUAGUCAUGAUGCAUCGAUUGGUGACACAGUUUACUUGGGAGCUUAUUAAGAAAGAUGAAUCGUUCAAGAGAAAUCCAAUGCCAGAAUUCGAUCAAGGAUUAUUUUCCGAGGACAACAAAAGUCGCACCCUCACCACUGGUAAGAAAUAUCCAGAUCGACUCCCACCUGGUUCUUUGGGACUACCACUAAUAGGGCAAAGCCUCGACCUUUUGAAGGCAUUGAAAGCUGAUAAGGUCGAUAAAUGGUUUCAAGAAGGAAUAACAAAACACGGGCCUAUUUGGAAAGCCAGUCUUUUUGGAUACCCGACAGUUGUUUUACAUGGUCCAAUUGCAAAUAAGUUCGUCUACACUUUUGAUGGGAGCAUACUCACCAACACACAACCACCAUCAAUGAGUCGAAUCAUCGGUUCGAAAAAUUUAAGCGAGUUAAUCGGGAAUGAUCAUAAACGAGUAAGAGCUGCACUUACUUCGUUUUUGAAGCUUGAAGUGUUGAAGCAAUAUGUUGCAAAAGUAGAUGAAGAAAUCCAACACCACCUUCAAACACAUUGGCAUGGUAAACAUGAGAUUCAGGUGCAACCCCUGAUAAAGACCUUAACCUUCAAUGUAAUUUGCUCACUUCUCUUUGGGAUCGAAAGAGGGCCUAAAAGAGAUAAGAUCCUACCACAUUUCAAACACAUGAUCGAAGGUGUGCUAGCAAUUCCAAUCAAUUUGCCAUUCACUCAAUUCAAUCGUGGGAUUUUAGCAAGAAGGAAACUAGUACCAAUAAUUUUAGAUCUUAUUCGUGAGAAAAGGGAAGCACUUGAAGAACAAAAACAUCAAGCUAAUCACCAUAAAGAUCUCAUCACUAAGUUGCUUUGCAUGCGAAAUGAGGAUGGCUCAACAACGACAUCUGAUAAGGAGAUCACUGACAACAUCAUCCUCGUGAUGGCUGCAGGAUAUGAUACAACGUCAGCCCUCCUUACGUGUUUAGUUAGACUUUUGGCUAACAACGAAUCUAUUUACUCAACUUUAGUUCAUGAACAAGAAGAGAUUGCCAAGAAUAAAGCCCAUGGGGAAGCUUUGACAUGGGAAGAUCUUACAAAGAUGAAGUACACGUGGAGAGUUGCAUCCGAGAUGUUGAGGAUAAACCCUCCCGUGAAUUUGAACUUCCGACGAACUAUGCAAGAUAUUGAGUACGGAGGAUUUAUAAUUCCUAAAGGAUGGCAAGUGUUGAUAUCUCAAUCCAUGACACACAUGAACAAUGACAUUUUCGAAGACCCGACCAUGUUUGAUCCAAAGCGUUUUGAGAAGCAUGCACCACAACCACCACCUUUCAGUUUUGUGCCGUUUGGAGCAGGGCCAAGGAUGUGUCCUGGUAUUGAACUUGCAAAAAUGGAAAUUUUAGCUAUGACGCAUCGCUUGGUGACAAGGUUUACUUGGGAACUUGUCAAGAAAGCCGAAUCAUUUAAGAGAAACCCAAUGCCAGAAUUCGAUCAAGGAUUAAAUCAUUCUUUACCUGGUAAUGGCAGGAUGUUGCAAAUGAGCUCUCUUUUGGGUAUUCACGAUGAACUUUUGUUCUCCAUCGUCAUCUUUACCUUUGUCUACGCCACCACUACGGCUUCAACAAUCUCCACCGGAAUAACGUCGCUAGGGUUUCAACAAUCUUUGAUGAUAUCAUCAUUAUGUACCAUCACCAUCCCUAUGGAAAACCCUAGCCAGAGCCUGAACCAAAACCUUCAUCCAUAUGAGAAACGUGGCAGUGCUAGGGUUUUAGAAAAUCAAAAGGAUGCCAAUGCUAGAAAAUCUAAAAACGAUGAAGAUGGUGGUGGUGGCAGUCAUAAAUCCUCAUCGCUGAAAGAUGACGGGCAACGCCGAUGA